Paralichthys olivaceus (Japanese flounder) is the source of this 465-nucleotide messenger RNA. Lineage: Eukaryota; Metazoa; Chordata; Actinopteri; Pleuronectiformes; Paralichthyidae. The record is from RefSeq and is a predicted model, not a curated record.
UGUCUGUUUCGGCUCCUCAGGUGCCAGCGUCCCUCGGCCCAGCCCUCCACCAUGGCGGAUAAAAACACCAGGAUCGCCAUCGUCAGCCAUGACAAAUGUAAACCGAAGAAAUGCCGCCAGGAGUGCAAGAAGAGCUGCCCCGUGGUCCGAAUGGGUAAGCUGUGCAUCGAGGUGACGCCACAGAGUAAGAUCGUGUGGAUCUCCGAGUCUCUGUGUAUCGGCUGCGGUAUCUGCAUCAAGAAAUGUCCUUUUGGAGCGCUGUCGAUCGUCAACCUGCCCAGCAACCUGGAGAAGGAAACCACACACAGAUACUGCGCCAACUCCUUCAAACUGCACCGGUACGCUGCUGCUUUAACCUCCACACGUGAGAGACGUGAUUUUCUCUGUAUGAUGAGAAACAUGUUAGGAAUAGAAAAAUGGAAUGAAAACAUUCUCGAGUCCUGGACAUAAACAGAACUGAUCUGA